Messenger RNA from Lampris incognitus (smalleye Pacific opah), 1488 nucleotides. Its product is annotated as type III endosome membrane protein TEMP-like. NCBI's taxonomy places the organism in Eukaryota, Metazoa, Chordata, Actinopteri, Lampriformes, Lampridae. Bases 145 to 681 code for a protein of 178 amino acids. The record is from RefSeq and is a predicted model, not a curated record. The transcript has 3 exons.
CUUCAACCUUUGCCCAGCAAGUCUCUGAGUUUUGUGAAAGAGCUGAACGAGAGAACGAAAAACACCUGUUAAAACACAUGGGAAGUGGAUAUACACCUACGUUUUCCACAAUCUGCAUCUAACGGAAGAAUACAGGAGAAAGAUAUGGGUUGCUCCGGUUGGGGUGCGAUCGCAAUGUUUUUCCUCAGUCGAGCCUUGCUCACACAGGCACAUCCUGCCCUGCAGUCCUCACUGAGAGCAUACAGAGGCUCUCAGAGACAUCUUCUGGUGGAUCCUUCAGGCAGAAAUACUACUGAAGAAUCAGCAGCUCCAAGGGAUCUAGAGGGGAACUCAGCCUCCCAGACGUGGUACUACCUCGGCAUAGGCCUGGCCACAGUCGUCACUAUCUCCCUCAUCCUUGUGGUGGCCGUCAACAGCCGCCGACUCCAUCGUUUUCUGGCCAGCUACCGACACUCGCUGCUCCAGGAGGCAGAUGGAAUCAGCCAGUAUGGCCAUGAGGAUGUGUCCUUCCCCCAGGGAGUGGGUGGAACUCAGGGUGGGAUGGACGAAGAUGACGACGGGUUCAUCGAGGAUAACUACAUCCAGACCAGCGAGAGAGAGAGAGCAGAGAGAGACAAAGAGAAGGAGGACGAGGAGGGGACAGAGGACAGUGACGAUGAUCUUCAAUUCACCAUAGGGUGAUGACGUGAUACGAGAUCCCCUCACAACUGACAGUCGACAACUUGCUGAGACAGCUUUACACAUUCUAAUGGUGUCAAAAAACAAAACAAAAAAAAACAGUUGUGAUUCAAAGUUGAAAAAGUACGGUUGUUGAAAUGUUUGCUGAGUUGUGAGUGAAGCUGGUAAAAUUGAGGUUUGUUCAAUCACAAAAUCUUUCAGUAAUCCACUAGAGAUGACAAUGAUUCCUUAAUGAAGUGUGUACAAGAAGAAGUUACUACCUCUAUUCAUUUGAGACCGUCUUAUAGGCUCUUCUGCAAAAUAUUUUUUUCUUGGGCAGACCAUUUGUUUGUUUGUUUUUUCGAUUAAGCUCAUUGUGUGAUGAUUUGAACUGCCUGUGUAAAUUACCACUUUGACAACAUCAUAAAAAGAUCAUUAGUAAACAGCUCUGAACUACAUUAUGGGAAACGUAAUCUUUUACCCAAUAUGCAUAAUUUUAUUCCAACACUCUCUUGAAUAAACUUGUGCACACUCCAAUUAAGCAUAUCCUCACCUAAAUAUGGUAAUUAUGCUUAGAAACAUUAAAAGUACUUAAGUCAGUGGUACGGACUUAUGGCAUUUAGAAAACAUACACAGACAAAAGAAAACAAUGCUGAGUGGAAAACCAUAGUAAGACAAGUCAAGGACAUCUCAUUUCCAUAAGCAGAAACAGAAACAGCAAAGUUGACCCAGCAUUGAGGUGACUGAGACAGGAGUGAUCUCUGAGGGUUCUCUUACAGGAAGUCAUGUAAGAUGUCAUAAACAUUUUAACGAUGCCAUAAAAAUUCUUAA